Molecule: messenger RNA, 5171 nt
Organism: Heterotrigona itama
Lineage: Eukaryota; Metazoa; Arthropoda; Insecta; Hymenoptera; Apidae
Source: the annotation of a GenBank genome assembly
AUGCAGAAAUUCAAACGAGCUCAAGCAGAAAACAAACUAGCAAUUAGCAAGCAUUUAGAAGCAAACGCCCAUUUGGAAUCCUCCAGUGAGGAUGAGGAUGACAGGGGCGAGGAGAAUAUGCAAAAUGUUAUUGGAAAGAUAUUGUCUGCUUAUCAAGGCGAGGAGGCAGAUGCAGAAAAGAUCUUGUCAUAUUUAAUUAAUAUCUUCCAAUCUGGCAAUGCUGUUUGUUUAAUAUGUAUCUCAACUGUGAAAAGAGCAGAUCCGAUUUGGAAUUGCAACAAAUGUUUUGCUUUUCUACAUCUGUCUUGCAUUUCGCGUUGGAUACAGGAUAGCAUGAAUGUUAAACGUGAGAAGGGUAUCGAGCCAACAUGGGCAUGAUCCUCCAUAUAGCCCAUGGAACAUUCCGCAUUCCUGUGGAGAGACAUGCAACAAACUGUUACAGCCAGAGUGUGGCCAUAAAUGUGUUUUACUUUGCCACCCUGGGCCAUGUCCUCCUUGUGCAAAGACAGUAUCCAUUAAAUGCUACUGUGGCAAACAGGCGCCUCAACAACGACGAUGCAAUGCCAAAAACUGGAGUUGCGGCACUGUAUGCAACAAAAAGUACGAAUCAUGUUCGCACACUUGCAAGGAAGUGUGUCAUUCAGGGAAAUGCCCACCUUGUUCAGAGAUACUAUCGCUGGAAUGCCACUGCAAGAGUAACAAGGAAUUAAAGCGAUGCUCAGAAGGCUCGUGGACCUGUGACAAACCUUGUGGCAGACCCUUUUCUUGCAACGUUCACACCUGUGAAGGUCAGUGUCAUUUAGACGACGACUGCGGAACCUGCCCACUGGAGAAGAACAGAACAUGUCCAUGUGGAAAGAAACGUUACGCCGUUUCAUGCAACCAGGAACAAUUACCAACGUGCGGAGACACAUGUGGAAAGUUAUUGAAUUGCGGCUCGCAUUACUGCAACAUGAGAUGUCAUAUGGAUCGUUGUGGACAGUGUUUGGAAGUAGUCACAAAGUCUUGUAGAUGCGGCAGCUACAAAAAGGAGAUCGCUUGUGGCAAGAAGUUUAAUUGCAACAAGAAGUGCGUGCAGAUGCGUCUGUGCGGGAGGCAUUCGUGCAACAAAAAAUGUUGCGACUGUCUGAUCAAAAAUACGUACAACGCUUGCGAGAAGGUAUGCGAUAACACUUUGAAUUGUCGCAAGCACAAAUGUGCUGCCCCUUGUCACAGUGGCCCUUGUUAUCCGUGCGCACGAACCGACGUUGUUCAAUGUAGAUGUGGAUACAACAAGAUAACGGUGCCGUGCGGUACGAAAAGGAUCAAGCCACCACCUUGCAAUAGGCCGUGCAAAAUACCGCCGAUCUGCCAUCACUCGAAACGAGAAACUCAUAAAUGUCACCAAGGCUACUGUCCACCCUGCAAAAAGUUAUGCGGCUUGGUAUACAGACGAUGUGGUCAUUCUUGCGUCACUGUUUGUCACACAAAAGUUUGGAUGAAGGUAGGCAAAAGUGACGUGAAAGUGCAACCAGCAGGGCCGUGGGACGUUCAGAAGGAAACUAUGCAGCUGAAAACGUUGGCAUGUCCGCCGUGUAAAGUCUCUGUGCCAGUUACAUGCUUAGGAGGGCACGAGACACGUUCGUGGGCCUGUCAUGAAGCCAAACCUAUCUCAUGUGGAAGAUUGUGUGGGAAAACGUUACCGUGCAAAAAUCACACGUGUGAAUUGAUUUGUCAUAAAGUACCGUCUUCCGAGGAAACUAAGAAUGGCACUCCGUGCAUGGACUGUGAGAGUUCGUGUCUACUUCCACGGCCGCCAGGUUGCAUGCAUUUAUGCCCCAGGCUUUGCCAUCCCGCGCCCUGCAAUCCCUGCAAACAGAUAGUUAAAACUCCGUGCCAUUGCGGAAUAAGUAUCAUAUACCGUAGAUGUUUCGAAUUAACAUCAGCCACAAUUGAAAAACGCAAUGAAUUACUCAAGUGUGGGAAUCAGUGCCCUAAAAAUUAUCCAUGUGGACAUCGAUGCGCGAACGAGUGCCAUCCAGGUCCGUGCAGAAACGAGAAGGAAUGCAGCAAAAAGAUGAAGUUGUUUUGCGAGUGCAGACGGAUUAAGAAAGAGUUUGUCUGUUCCGUGGUGCAGAAGGAGGGGAUUUCGAUAAAGUGCGAUGACGUUUGCAUGAAACUGAAAAACGAAAGACGCCAGGCCGAAGCUGCCUUGCUGGAGCAGAAACGACGAGCGGAGGAGAUGCGCAAUCAACAAGAGAUAGAGAAGUUCGAGCGAAAGUUCAAACCUCGUCGUAAGGGGAAAGACAAGUCCGAUAAGAAACCGUCACAGAACGAGAUGCGCGGUAACUACGGGAGAUAUUGGAUUUUAGGCGUGUUUAUAUGUUUAAUAGCCAUUGUAAUAUUUUAUGCAACCGUUGGACAGUCUUUAUCUUCCUUUAGCCCGCCAAUUGAUUCAAAAAUGGGCACCUCCAGGGUGCCAUCUAGCUCUGAGAAGUCGCUAUACUUUUCAAAUAAUCAUUUAGAGAGAUGACAGACAUGCUCCGCCUACGAAAAGAACAAAGAAGAAAGAAGAGGAGGAAGAAGACGAAGAAGACUUGAAUGAUUCCAAUUACGAUGAAUUUUCUGGUUAUGGAGGAUCUCUGUUCAGCAAAGAUCCUUAUGACAAAGACGACGAGGAGGCCGAUGCUAUUUAUGAGGCGAUUGACAAACGAAUGGACGAAAAGCGCAAAGAAUACAGGGAAAAGAGGCUGAGAGAAGAGUUGGAAAGGUAUCGUCAAGAACGUCCUAAAAUACAGCAACAGUUCUCAGACUUGAAGAGGGAAUUGGUAAACGUAACCGAGGAAGAAUGGAAAAAUGUUCCAGAGGUUGGCGACGCUAGAAACCGGAAGCAACGAAAUCCUCGGGCAGAGAAGUUCACGCCACUGCCGGACUCGGUUCUCGCGCGGAACUUAGGUGGCGAAACAUCAACCAGCAUAGAUCCGUCGAGUGGUUUGGCCUCGAUGAUGCCAGGCGUAGCAACACCUGGGAUGUUAACGCCGACAGGAGACUUAGAUUUAAGAAAAAUUGGACAGGCUAGAAACACUUUAAUGAACGUGAAAUUGAAUCAGGUUUCCGACUCUGUUGAGGGACAAACUGUUGUAGAUCCCAAGGGUUAUCUUACCGACUUGCAGAGUAUGAUACCGACGUAUGGCGGUGAUAUCAACGACAUUAAGAAAGCCAGAUUGUUGUUGAAAUCCGUGAGGGAGACGAAUCCUAAUCAUCCACCAGCGUGGAUCGCCUCUGCUCGUUUAGAAGAAGUCACUGGGAAAGUGCAGGCAGCGCGAAAUUUAAUAAUGAAAGGCUGCGAAGUGAAUCCUACGUCGGAAGAUCUGUGGUUGGAAGCGGCUAGGCUGCAACCGCCAGAUACAGCUAAAGCGGUGAUCGCUCAAUCGGUGCGGCAUAUACCGACAUCCGUUAGAAUAUGGAUAAAAGCAGCGGAUUUGGAAAUCGAGACAAAAGCGAAGAGAAGAGUGUAUCGCAAAGCAUUGGAGCAUAUCCCAAAUUCAGUGAGACUGUGGAAAGCUGCAGUGGAGUUGGAAGAACCGGAAGACGCGCGAAUUUUGCUUAGCCGGGCAGUCGAGUGUUGUCCAACAAGCGUUGACUUGUGGCUUGCUCUCGCUCGAUUAGAAACCUACGACAAUGCCAGGAAAGUUCUUAACAAAGCAAGAGAAAAUAUUCCAACGGAUAGGCAAAUUUGGACAACAGCCGCGAAGCUGGAAGAGGCGAACGGAAACAAACAUAUGGUGGAGAAAAUCAUCGAUCGCGCGAUAUCUUCUUUGAGCGCGAACGGGGUGGAAAUCAAUAGAGAACACUGGUUUAAAGAAGCUAUGGAGGCUGAAAAGGCUGGCGCAGUACACACCUGUCAGGUUAUUGUUAAAGCGAUCAUUGGUUUUGGAGUGGAGGAAGAGGACAGGAAACAUACAUGGAUGGAAGACGCCGAGACCUGCGCUCAACAAGGGGCACUGGAAUGUGCUAGAGCAGUCUAUGCUUAUGCGUUAUCAACAUUCCCCAGUAAGAAGUCCAUUUGGCUGCGCGCAGCUUACUUUGAGAAAACUUAUGGCACACGAGAGUCUUUAGAGUCUUUGCUUCAAAGAGCGGUUGCCCACUGUCCGAAGAGCGAAGUACUUUGGCUCAUGGGUGCAAAGUCGAAGUGGUUAGCUGGCGAUGUUCCAGCAGCGAGAGGUAUUUUAUCACUCGCGUUUCAAGCGAAUCCAAAUUCUGAAGAGAUUUGGCUAGCAGCUGUGAAACUAGAAUCAGAGAAUUCUGAGUACGAGAGAGCUAGACGAUUGCUCGCGAAAGCGAGAGCAUCUGCACCAACUCCUAGAGUGAUGAUGAAGAGCGCGAAAUUAGAAUGGGCUUUGAACAAUCUCGACGCGGCGUUACUGCUUCUGAAAGAAGCCCUAGAAGCAUUCGAUGAUUUUCCGAAACUGUGGCUAAUGAAGGGACAAAUCGAAGAACAACAAGGAAAUUUAGACAAAGCUUUGGAAACAUACAAUCAAGCUGCAAGUCUUCUUAUUUUCUUUUCUAUCAAAAAAUGUCCCAAUUCUAUACCAUUGUGGCGUUUACUGGCACAGUUGGAGCACAGAAAGGGUCAAGUUACCAAAGCCAGGUCGGUUUUGGAGAAAGCUCGCUUAAAGAAUUUAAAGAACCCAGAGCUUUGGUUGGAAGCUAUCAGAAAUGAAUUGAAAACUGGCGGUGUCAGAGACAUGGCAAACACACUCAUGGCGAAAGCGCUUCAGGAAUGUCCAACAUCUGGCUUACUUUGGGCAGAGGCGAUCUUCAUGGAACCUCGGCCACAAAGAAAGACAAAAAGUGUCGAUGCUUUAAAAAAGUGCGAGCACGAUCCACACGUGCUUCUUGCAGUAUCCAAAUUAUUCUGGUGUGAGCACAAAAUUUCAAAGUGUCGAGAUUGGUUCAAUCGUACGGUGAAAAUAGAUCCAGACUUGGGAGACGCGUGGGCAUAUUUCUACAAGUUUGAACUUUUAAACGGGACGGAGGAGCAACAAGAAGACGUGAAGAAAAGAUGCAUUGCCGCGGAACCUCACCAUGGUGAAAAUUGGUGUAAAGUAUCAAAGAAUAUAGCAAACUGGUGUCUAAGUACUGAUCAAAUCUUGGUAUUAGUUGCAAAAGAUUUACCGAUUCCAAUAUAA